This is a messenger RNA of Gongylonema pulchrum, 201 nucleotides long. Lineage: Eukaryota; Metazoa; Nematoda; Chromadorea; Rhabditida; Gongylonematidae. The record is from the annotation of a GenBank genome assembly.
UGGGGUGAUGAAGCUUCACUGAUAGCACAUGAAGCGCUGUACGCUACAGGCCAUACAUCUCUAGCUGCGCUACAGCUCUGGGAUCUCGGACCACGUUCUGUUGCCGGUCGAGCAGCACGAAAAGCAGGUGUACAGUUUGUUACUGAUCUGCAUAAAAAACGAUCAAGCCCACGUCUGGAGAAUAUGGAUGCGAAAAAGUGA